Molecule: messenger RNA, 12203 nt
Organism: Aethina tumida (small hive beetle)
Lineage: Eukaryota; Metazoa; Arthropoda; Insecta; Coleoptera; Nitidulidae
Gene: kst
Product: spectrin beta chain, non-erythrocytic 1
Exons: 17
Coding region: 212-12061 (3949 amino acids)
Biological process (GO): actin cytoskeleton organization
Cellular component (GO): cell junction; plasma membrane; cortical actin cytoskeleton
Molecular function (GO): phospholipid binding; actin filament binding
Source: RefSeq, a predicted model, not a curated record
AGAAGCGGUCAAGCUUCGGUUUGUGAUUGUUACGUGUUUUGUGAAAAAUUCAAUAUUUUAGUUAUAUCGUCGGUGUAAUUUGUGUUUUUGACUACUUAGUUUUAAGUGAGGGUGAACAUUUCCUUGGAUUAAUAAGACGAAAAUUAUACAAGCAGUUGGUUCUGUGCAUUAUGAACCUAGGCCAGAUAAUAAGCUGCAAGUUAGAACUAACAUGAGUCAAAGAGACAAGGUAAACGAAUUUGAGCAAGGACGUAUUCGAGUCCUUCAGGAAGAACGUUUGCACAUUCAAAAGAAGACCUUUACAAAAUGGAUGAACUCUUACUUAUCGAAGGUGCGAAUGGAGGUAGACGAUGUGUUCGUCGACCUGGCAGACGGAAGAAAGUUAUUAAAACUCUUAGAAUUAAUAUCAGGCGAAAAACUUCCAAAACCUAACAAUGGAAAGAUGCGGGUACACAAAGUGGAAAAUGUUAAUAAAAGUUUAGCAUUUUUACACACAAAAGUUAGAUUAGAAAGUAUAGGUGCGGAAGAUAUUGUUGACGGGAACCGCAUGUUAAUUUUAGGUCUUAUUUGGACAAUCAUUUUAAGGUUUCAAAUACAGGAAAUUGAAAUUGAUGUGGACGAAGAAAAUGAAAGUUCAGAAAAAAAAUCUGCCAAAGACGCCCUCCUUUUGUGGGCCCAACGGAAGACUCAUGGUUACCAAGGGGUUAAUAUUACUGAUUUUUCUACAUCGUGGAGAAAUGGAUUAGGUUUCAAUGCUCUAAUUCAUUCCCACAGGCCAGAUCUUUUUGAUUAUGACAAAUUAUUAAACAACAGGAAUAUUGAUAACCUCAAUCAUGCUUUCAAUAUGGCAAACGAUGAACUCGGCAUUCACAGCCUUUUGGAUGCUGAAGACGUCGACAAUAGUAGACCAGAUGAAAAGAGUAUUAUGACUUACGUCGCUUCAUAUUACCACACAUUUGCUCGUAUGAAAAAUGAAGAGAAAUCUGGAAGAAGAAUUGCGAAGAUCAUCAAACAAAUGGCAGAUUCCGAUAAAAUGAAGGGUAAUUAUGAUAGGCUUACAACUAGCCUAUUGGACUGGAUCCAGAAGAAAACUAUUGAACUUGAAGACAGAAACUUUCCAAAUUCUUUGGAAGAAAUACAAAAUCUGAGCUAUCAAUUCAAAGAAUAUCAUACAAAAGAAAAACCACCAAAGUAUAAAGAACGUAGUGAAAUUGAAGCUCUGUAUUUUAAUAUUAACACACAACUGAAAGAAUUAAAACAACCCAUGUUUAAUCCCGCUGAUGGUAAAUUAGUUCAAGAUAUGGAACGUGCCUGGGAUCAGUUAGAAAAAGCAGAACAUAGUAGAGAAGUUGCUUUAAGAAACGAAUUAUUAAGACAACAAAGAUUAGAAGAACUGUACUACAAAUUUGAAAAGAAAAGAACUUUGCGUGAAAAUUACUUGAAGGAAAUGACGCAAGUUUUAUCAGAUCCAAGAUAUGGUUCUAAUUUCACUCAAGUGGAGGCUACAAUGAAAAAACAUGAAGCUAUUAGUGCCGAUAUCCUUGAAAGAGAAACUAGGAUUCAUGAUUUAUCCCAAAUGGCCGAUGAGCUCAAAAGAGAAGGUUAUCGUAAUGCUCAUAAUGUUAAAAUUAAAGAAGCUGAUAUAAUAGAUUCUUGGAACAACAUUCGUGAUCUUUUAGAUAAACAUAGAGAAAAUCUUAACAGAAUGUCUAACAUAAUGUCAAUAUACCGUGACAUAGAGUCUACUUUGGGAAGUAUGCAACAGUUACGAAGUGACUUAAAUUCCGUGGAUACGGGAAAUCAUUUGAUAGCUGUAGAAGAGUUACUGCACAGACAUGCCCUACAAGAACUGCAAAUUACUUCAUUAGGAGAGACGGAGAAGAAACUUUUCAGACAAGCUGAGCAAGUAAACACUCAGAAUCCUAAAGAGCAGGAAGCACUAAAGAAAAAGUUGUCGGAUUUGUCAGCAGCUUACGCAGAUUUAGUUAAUGCAAGUAAGAAGCGUAAAGCAAUACUGGAAGAGGCUAGAAACUUUUAUCAGUUCAUCCAAGAUCAGGAAGAUGAGGAGGCUUGGCUGGUUGAAAAGCAAAGAAUCUGUCAAGCAGGUAUCACAGCUAAAGAUCUGAGAGGUGUUCUUAGUCUUCAACACAAACACAAAGUAUUAAUUGAUGAAAUCAAAGCAAGAAAAAAUAAGUUUGAUCAACUAGGAGCUUCUGGAAAACAACUAAUAAGCGAAAAGCAUCCCCGCUCUGCAGAAAUUCAACAACAUCUGGAUGAAAUUAAAAAAGAAUGGGAAACAUUGGAUAAACUAGCAGAUGAAAGAUCGAAGCAGCUGCAAGACGCUGCAGAAGCAUAUGAAUUUUACGCAGACGCCAACGAAGCCGAUUCAUGGUUGAAUGAAAAGAUUGCAAUUGUGCGUUCGAGUGACAUUGGCGUGGAUGAACCGAGUGCUCAAGCUCUUCUUGCGCGACACAAGGAUUUGGAAGGAGAAGUAAAUGUGUAUGGAGAAGAUAUAGACAGAUUAAACGUCCAAGCAGAUAAGCUUAUUGCUGCUGGUAUAUCAAAUUUGUAUUUAAACACUCAAGUGGAAUUAGCUGGACCAGUUGAAGAAGUAACCUAUGAAGAGCGGAUGAUUCCUCAGGAAGUUUAUGAGGAUGUACCGGUUCAAAUAACUGAGUAUAUAAUUGUAAGAGAGGAAAAGAAAAUUCCUCAGGUGAAGGCUUUAUAUCCUUUUGAUGAACAUGGAUUUAAAAUGAAUAAGAAGGACGUUAUGGUUUUGUUGAAUAAUACUAACGCUGAUUGGUGGUGUGUUAGGAAAAAUGAUGGCUCUGAAGGAUUUGCACCUGCUAAUUAUCUACAAGUUAUUGAACCAACUAUUGUUUCGGUUCCAACUAAAAAACCACAAGUUGUUACGAAACUAGAAAGGAAGAAAACCACUAAAUUGGUCAAAACAAAAGUUCCCGUCAAGAAAGUUAGACAACCAAGGCCAUCACACAGAAAGCCAGACGACAAUGAUAGUGUACCUAAAAGGCAAAAGAAAAUUAAUGACACAUAUGAAGAACUGAAGAAAUUAGCAAUUGCGAGACAUGCUUUACUUGAGGAUGCCAUUAGAUUGUUCCAGUUCUACAAAGAAUGUGAUGAUAUUGAGAAAUGGAUGAAGGAAAAUGAAAAACUAUUGUCCACGGAUGAUCCUAAAGAUGAUGUACUCCAAGCAAAACGUAAAUUUGAAAAAUUCCUUACGGAUUCAUCUGGAAAUAACAAACGUCUCGAAGAACUUGAUGCCGCUGUUAAAGAAUUCGAAAAACAAAAUCAUUCUCAAAUAGAAAAAGUUCACGCAAGACAUCGACAAAUACAGGCGGCAGCUCAACGACUGAACAGAUUAAAGGCGAACAAAGAAAGAAGCUUAGAAGGAGCAAGUAGUGUUGAAUUAUACAACAGGAAUUGUGAUGAAGCAAAAGACUGGAUGAUUGAAAAAAUGAACCAGUUAGAUACCGAAGUUCUGGGACAUGAUUUGAAAACAGUUCAAGCUUUACAAAGGCGACAUGAUAACUUGGAAAGAGAACUCGCGCCUGUAGAAGACAAAGUCAACAAAGUCAAGUUACUUGGCAAUGAAGUACAGUUGACAUAUCCUAGUGAAAGACAAAAUGUUAAGAAGCGGCAGAAGGAAAUCGAUGAUCUUUGGUCUCAAGUCAAGGAAAAAGCGGCUGAACGUAGAGGUCGAUUAGAAGAUGCAGUUGGUCAACAGAUAUUUACAAACAGUUACAAAGACCUUUUAAGAUGGGUUACUGAUGUUAAGGAUCAACUAAAUGCAGAUAAUAUUGUCAGAGAUGUUCAAACCGCCGAAAAUCUUCUCAAAAACCAUCAAGAUUUGAAACAUGAUAUAAAAGCUAAAAAUGAUGAAUUCUAUCAAGUGACUAACUUAGGGAAAAAAUUGAUAGAAAAUAACCCUAGUAUUAAGGAAGUCCCAGAAAACAUUGAGAGACUAAAACAAGAACAGGCAGCUAUUGCCAGGGGCUGGAAAGAAAAAGAUAAGUGGCUACAACAGUGUCUACAACUUCAAAAGUUUAACAAAGAGGCAGAUAAGAUUGAUGCAAGCAGUUCUGCCGCACAAGCAUUCGUGGAAUUUACAGAUUUGGGAAAUUCGUUAGAUGAUGUUGAAGUAUUAGCUAAACAACAUAGAACAUUUAUGAACACGUUAGCGGCACAAGACGAACGCGUAGAUGCUCUUAGCAAAAGAGCUGAUGCUUUAAUCGCAGAAGACCAUUAUGAGAGUCCUGGAAUUGACGAACGAAGAAAUCAAGUCAUUAAAAAACGCGAAGCCGUGAAAAAAGCGGGGUUAUUACGUAACAACGAGCUAGAAGCUUCCAAGAACUAUCAAGAGUUUUGUGCAGAAGUUCAUGAUUUGCGUGUAUGGAUGGCUGAGAAGAUAAAAACUGCUUCAGAUGAAAGUUACAGAGAUCUCAAUAAUUUGGAAAGGAAACUCCAAAAACAUGAAGCUUUUGAACGUGAACUCCGAGCUAAUGAAGGUCAAUUAAGAACUGUUAAUAAGUUAGGUCAAGCUCUCAUUGCCCAGGACAGUUACCGCAAGGAUGAUGUGGCAAAAACUCUAAGAGACCUUAAUGAUGAGUGGCAGAAAUUGGCCAAUUUGUCUUUGGAAAAAGGCAGGUGCUUACGCCAAGCGGAAAAUCAACAAAAUUUCAAUAACAAUAUUGAUGAUGUUGGCAAUAAAUUGGACGAGAUCGAAGAUCUAUUAAAUAGCAAGGACGUUGGAACUGACUUACGGUCUUGUCGCGAUUUAUUAAAAAAACAAGAACUUUUAGAAUCUGAUUUAGCACAAUACAGGAAACGAAUGAGCGAUUUAAUUAAUCAAAGUCAAGAUAUGAAAGACGAUGGUCACUUCAAUGCUGACGCUAUUCAUCAAUUAGCCUUGGGAAGACAAAAGCAACUGGAUGAUCUUGAAGCACCCACCAAAAGAAGAAAAUCGCUAUUACAAGAAGCGUUGCAAUUUUAUGAAUUUAGAUUUGACGUAGAUGCAGAAAUGCAAUGGAUUAAUGAACAUCUGCCUCAAGCGAAUUCCGAAGAUUUUGGUAAAAAUUUGCACCAAGCACAAAAUUUACACAAGAAGCACAAGAAACUUGAAGCUGAAAUCAGCGGGCACAGACCAGCAAUUGAUAAGACACUUGACAGAGGAAAAGAACUCGUUGAUUCCAAACAUCCAAACAGUAAAGACGUUGAAGAAUUGUGUUCCACACUUGAGGAAGCUUGGAAAGAAUUGAAAGACAAGGCUAAUGAUCGAUCACAUAAAUUAGACUUGUCUCUUAAAGCGCAACAGUAUUUCUUCGAUGCAAACGAAGUAGAAUCUUGGUUAAACGAAAAGGAAAAUUAUGUUAAUAGUACUGACUAUGGUAGAGAUCGAGAUGCAGCUACUAAACUUCUUACAAAGCAUAAAGCCAUUGAAUUGGAAUUAGAAACAUACAAAAAUAUUGUCGCAGAGAUGGGUCAUUCAGCACAGUUAAUGAUCAAGUCCCAUCAUCCUGACUCAACGUUAAUUAGUGAAAGACAGAACGCUUUAGAGCAUUUGGUCAGGACAUUACAAACCAAAACAACCCUCCGUCAACGACGAUUGAUGGAGUCACUAUUUAGACAUGAAUACUUUGCGGAAUCCGCCGAACUGGAGAGCUGGAUAGCAGAUAAUUUGCAGCAAGCCUGUUCAGAGGACUAUGGGCAAGAUUAUGAACAUUUAAUAGUAUUGAAAACUAAAUUUGAUGACUUUAAACGACGAAUCGAUGCUGGUUCAGAAAGGUUCAGACAAUGUGAAGACCUCGCUCAUAAAUUAAUUGAUAAUGAAAGUCCUUACAGCACUGAUAUUGAAAACAAGCAACUGCAGCUUGCAUCGGCUUGGAAAAAUCUCCACGACCAAAUGGCUAAACGUGAGGCGAAACUCACGGCAGCUGGAGAAGUGCAUCGUUUCCAUCGCGAUGUUAAUGACGCCUUCCAACGUAUCCAAGAAAAGAAAGCCGCAUUGGGUACGGAACCGGGUCGUGAUUAUAACUCUGCCGUGGCAUUAUUGCGAAAACACGACGCUUUCGAAAAUGAACUUGUAGUGUUGGAGGCUCAGCUUCAAAUUCUCGUCGACGACGCACACAAACUUAAACAAGUCUAUCCGAGUAACAAGGCAGUGAUUCAGAAGAAACAAGAGGAUGUUGUUAAAGAGUGGAACAUCUUAAAGGAAAUGUCUGACUUAAGAAAAGAAAAGCUACAAGCCAGCGUGGACUUGCAGAAAUUCCUUACCCAAGUUAGGGAUUUGCAAAAUUGGGCUACCAGUCUAACUGCGGCAAUGAAAGCUCAAGAGUCGGUAAGAAGUGCAGCCAGGGCUAAACUCCUCGUAAACGAACAUGACGCACUUAAAGCAGAACUCGAAGCUAGAGAACCUUUAUAUGAAGAAUUGAGCGAUAACUUGGAGGCAAUGGAACAAACAGGGCAUUAUGCUGCCGCGGAGGCAUCAGAACGUUACGCCAAUUUAAUAAGAGCUAGAGAAGAAUUGCUCUCCGCAUGGAAACAUAAAAAGGUACAUCUCAUGCAACUAGUGGAUUUACACGAGUUCUUAAGGGAAGCGAAGUUAAUAGAAGAUGCAAGCAAUGCCCAAGAAGCGGCACUCAGCAAUGUAGAUUGUGGAGAAACUGUCGACGAAGUCAAUAAUCAAUUAAAGAAGCACGAAGCUUUUGAAAAAUUAGUACAGGUGCAAGACAAAAAUACUGAUACUUUAGUUGAUCUCGGAAAUAAACUGUUAAACCAAAAUCACUUUGAAGGUCAGCAAAUUGCUGACAAAUUGGGAGAAAUACAAAUUAAGAGACAGAAGGUGCAUAAACUGUGCAAAGAUAAACAAGAAUCACUUAAAGGUGCCCUCUUAUACGCCGAAUUUAAACGAGAUGUGUUAGAAGCCAAAUUGUGGAUCAAUGAGAAACAAAAGAAACUUGAAGUUGACUUAAAAGUAGGCGAAGUAACUAACCUAGAAGACAAAAUUAAAAAACUACAGAAACAUCAAGCGUUUGAAGCGGAAGUAAAUGCUAAUUCUCCUAGAAUUGAAAAAAUUUUGGUGAAUGGCAACGUUCUUAUUAAUAAAAGACAUCCGGAAUCUUCCGUAAUUACCAAACAGUCCAAAGAACUCCAAGUAGCUUGGUCACAACUACUUAAGGAAAUGAUGUUGCGUGGAAGAGGCCUAGAAGAAGCGCAAGACAUACUUGAUUUUAAUAAUCAACUUGAUAAGAUUGAAAGCUGGAUCAGAGAUAAAGAAGUGAUGAUUCAAGCAGGUGAUACCGGCAAAGAUUAUGAGCAUUGUCAACAAUUACAACGUAAAUUAGACGACGUGGACAGUGACAUGAAAAUCGACGACAAUAGGAUUAAGAAUCUUGGCAUAUUGGCUGACAAACUUGCGAAACAGGGGCAUACAGGUGUUAAAGAAAGACGAGAUAAUUUCGUUAAGAAGUGGCAAUCUUUACAAGGUGCCUUAGCUGAUUACCGCAAUAAACUAGCGGCUGCAUCAGAAAUCCACGUAUUUGAUAGAGAUGUUGCCGACACAUCUGAGAGAAUUGCUGAAAAACUUUUGACUCUUAGUUCGGACGACGUUGGAAAAGACCUUCCAAGCGUAGAAGCAUUAUUAAGAAAGCAAGAAGCUAUUGAGAGCGAAAUUAAAGCGGUUAGUGAAAAGAUCGAGCAAGACCAUCAAAGAAAUGCCGUCCAUCUUUCAGAAUUAUAUCCUGAGACCGCAGACCAUCUGCAAGAAAAAUUGGACGCACUGCAGAAAAAUUGGAAUAAGUUACAAACUGUCAAAGAUCAAAGGAAAAAUAUUUUGAAGAAUGCACUCAUUCAUCAAAGAUUUUUGCAUGAAGUAGACAAAUUAGAUCAGUGGGUUGAUGAAACAAUUAAAAGGAUGAAUGCAAAUCAGAAACCCAGAACUAUAUCCGAGGCCAAAGCUCAAAUUGAAGCGCACGCCGAACUCCGUGCUGAAAUUGAUGGUCGCAAUCAGGCAUUCCAAAAAGCAACUGAAAGCAUCAAAUCAUUCCCUGAAAAAGAUCAUCCAGACAUUAUUGAAAAUAUUCAACGUGCGAAUAAUUUACAACAAAAAAUUUAUGAUGCUUGGAAACAACGUAGCCAAGACUUGGACAAUCAAUCAGAUAUUCAAAAGUUCAAAGAACAGGCUAAUCAAUUAAACAGUCUGUUGGCAUCUAAAGAAGCGUUCCUUAAUAAUGAUGAUGUAGGAGACACUCCAAGAAACGUGGAAAUAUUAUUACGUAAACAUAAAGAUUUUGAAACUACUACAGAACAACAGUUAACAAAGAUUGCUGAUUUAGAAAAGGAAGCUAAGAGAAUUAUAGAUAGAACUGAUGACGCCAGUGAGGUAACGGCAAAACUGCAGUCGAUUAUAAAGCGUAAAAACAAAUUGUUGGAGAAAUCAAAAUUACGUAAGGAAACGUUGGAAAAAUCCAAAGCCCUCCAAGAAUUCUUGCGAAAUAUCAAUGAAGUGGAAGGGUGGCUGUAUAAAAAACUCCCAAUUGCGCGAGAUGAGAAUUAUAGAGAUCCAAGCAAUUUACAGAGUAAAAUGCAAAAACAUGCUACUUUCGAAGCAGAGGUAUUUGCAAGCGGAGAACGUAUACAAGAUGUUGUAGAAGAAGGAAAAGAAUUAAUAGAAAAUGAACAUUAUGCGUCAGAAGACAUACAAGUGAGGUUGGAAGGCCUUGAGAAUGACUGGAAACUCUUACAAGAAAUGUCCAAUUUAAAACGAGACAGAUUAAAUGAAGCACAUCAAGCAUUAUUAAUAAAUCGUACAAUUGAUGAAUUUGAAAACUGGUUAAAUGAAGUGGAGGAUCAAGUCAAAUCAACCGAUAAAGGUCACGAUUUAACAAGUGCUAACAAUUUACUAAAGAAACAUCAAGCCUUAGAAAAAGAUUAUCAACAACAUAAAGAGAAUUGUGAAAGCAUAAGUGAAGCAGCCGAACAAUUCACCAAAAGCGGACAUUUCCUGAGCGAAGAAAUAAAUGAGCGUGCCCACGAUUGUACAACACGAUAUGAUCAAUUGAAAACUCCGAUUGAAUUACGAAAGUUCGCAUUGGAUUAUUCGGUUAAAUUGCAACAAUUUAUCAGGGACAUUGACGAUGAGUUGCAAUGGCUAAGUGAUAAAGAACGCCAAGCAGCUUCCAGAGAUCUUGGAACAAGCUUGUCGUCAGUUCAAAUUCUUCAGAAGAAACAUCAAGCUUUAGAGAAAGAACUGGCAUCUCGGGAACCUAUCGUAGACCAACUUGUCACAAGAGCUGAUAAUUUGAUAAAAAAUCAGAAUGUACCAGCCAAUAUUAUUACUGAUAAAGUGAACGAGAUUAAAGAGAAAUUCGCACAUAUACAAGACCUGGCCAGUAUCAGACGGCUUCGACUUCAAGAUUCAUUGGAAGCUCAAGCAUUCUAUCAAGAAGUAUCUGAAGCUGAAGCAUGGAUAAAUGAUAAGCACCCAUUUUUGGCAUCAAAAGAAGUUGGCAAAGAUGAAACAACUGCCCAAUCACUUCAAAGAAAAUUACAAGCUUUAUCAUUGGAAGUUCAAGGUUUUAAACCUACUAUACAAAAAUUAACAAAAACAGCAGAUAGUCUCACUGCGAGAGAACAUUUCGAUUCCAAGAACAUUGAAGCGCAAAAAGAAGACAUCAUAAGACAGUUUUCUGUGUUAAGUAAGUUGGUAUCUGAAAGAGAAGUUCGAUUAGCUGAAGCAUUGCAAUACUUUGGAUUCGUUCAGGAGUAUUAUGAGUUACAAGAAUGGAUAAGAGAUCAGCAAGCUAAAACUGAUUCAGAGGAAUACGGUAAUGAUUUAGAACAUGUUGAACUUUUGAUUCAAGCAUUCGAAAAUUUCUACACUAGUUUUGUGAGUAGUGAGCCCCGGUUAAUAUCAUGUGUGGAGAAUGGUCAAAUAAUUAUUAAUUCAAAGAGCAGUUACAGUGGGAAAGUGAAGGAAAAAGUAGAGGAUAUUAAGAAGGAAUGGGACGAUUUGGUCGAAUUGGUAUAUGCUCGUAGAGAUGCAUUACAAGGCGCCAAAAAAGUUCAUGUAUUUGAUAGAACUGCUGAAGAAAUUAUAUUUUGGAUUGAUGAAAAAACCACUGAAGUUACUUAUGACAACUACGAUACCGAUUCUGAAGGUGUGGCACAACAAAUCCGUAGACAUCAAGCUUUAGAAAAUGAAAUGAAAAUAAUAAAAGAAAAGAUUGAAAAUAUUAAACAGGAGGCUAACAAACUGAUUGAAGAAUUCCCGGAUACCAAAGAUCACAUUGAAGAUACAGUUGACAGUACAAAUAGUGCAUGGGAGAAAUUAGAAAGUAAUGCAAAUAGUAGGAGAAAUAACCUUGAACAAGCUGAACAGUUGCAAUCAUACUUUGACAAAUAUCAUGACUUAUUGGCGUUUAUUAACGAGAUGUUGGCGAAAAUAACUGCACCCGAUUUACCACAAGACCCUAUAGAGGCUAAACUAUUAAUAGAUCGUCACAAUGAAUACAAAAUUGAAAUAGAUAGAAAAAAUCCUGAAUUCCUGAACUUCUAUUCUGAUGGAGACAAAAUUGUACAAGCGAAAAACACAUUUUCUGAUGAAGUGAAGGAUAAGAUUAACCUUUUACAAAAUAGAAUUGCACUUUUGAGUAAUAUUUGGGCUGAAAGAAGUAUAAUUUAUGAUCAAAACCUUGACAUCGUUAUAUUUAAGAGGGACGCCAAUGCCUUAGACAACUGGUUGGCGAUGAGGGAAGGUACCCUUAAGGAAAACACUGAAGGUGAUAACAUUUUGCACGUAGAGGAUCUAAUCAGCAAGCACAGAGAUUUCGAAGAAACCAUAAAAGCACAAGAAGAUAAAUUCGAAAACUUGAAACGUAAAACAAAAUUGGAGAACGCAUUUGCGCAGCAGCUCGAAAGAGAAAGUCGGGCUAGGAAAGCGGAAAAAGAAAGGCAAGAACAAGAACGACUCGAGGCUAGGAAGAGAGUAGAAAUGCAAAACAUUGCUGAGAAACGAAAACAAGAAAACUUUAACAACACUCCAAAACAGGAUGUCGUACAGGAAAAAGUAAAUGGCAAUCACAGUUCACAUUAUAUUCCUGCAAUUGAUCCGCGACCAACAAAUGUGAAUAUUAGAAAGACUAACUCUAUAAAUACGUACGAUAGGGAAAAAGUAAGACGUGGAUCUUCGGAACACGCCGUCAAACGAGCUGAAAGUAUGCGAGUGAAUCCAGUUGGAAAGCCACCUAAAAGAACUCCCUCAUUCACAACUAGACGAAGGGGUUCUAAAGUUACUGAAAAUUUGCCGACCCGGUUAGCUGAAAAUAUUGCACAGCCAAUACACGGAGAGGUAGAAGGUUUCUUGGAGAGAAAACAUUUACUAAUGGCAGGUGGAAAGAAGGCAUCUAACCGACAAUGGAAGAAUUUCUUCACCGUACUAUGCGGACAGUUGCUAUGCUUCUUCAAGAGUAAAGAAGAGUUUCUUACAAAAUUAACUGCAUGUCCUCCAAUUAAUAUCCAUAAUGCGGAAACUAGCGUCGCCGAUGAUUAUCACAAACGAAAGUACACAUUCCGUUUGCGUGUAGUAGAUGGCAGCGAAUAUCUAUUUGCCUGUACUUCUCAAGAAGAAAUGCACGACUGGAUUAACAAAAUCAAUUUUAGAGCACAUCUGGACCCCAAAAAUCAAUUAGUUCAUUUCGACAUUCCAAAGGAUCAUAAUGAUUUUGAAAUGAGUUCCCAAUCGAGCAGAACGUCAAGUCCGGAUGUAGUCGAUCAUGUCACUUUGAGGCAUGAUCCAUAUUCUACAAAUGGUAGUGUAUCGUCCGGAUCAAGUAGGCAUACGAUAGGAGAAAGUCCACCACCUUUACCAAUGAGUGACCCACCAAAUAAUUAUGCAAGCCAUCGUUUUACCCUUGAAUCCAGUGGACAUAUUUAUGACACAUCAUAUUCCCCACAAAAGUACGAGCAUAACAGAACGUCGGAUCCGGAAAAGAAAAAGAAUAUAUUUGGAUUAUUUGCAAAUAAAAAAAGGUCUUCGCAAAUGUAGAUUAAUAAAUUUAAUUAGUUUUUAAGCAUUUUUUUUGUUUUAUUGUUUAUAAUAAUAAUUUUUGUAUAUAUCAUAUUUUAAUGUUACAUAUCUUAUAUUUAUUGUUAUAUACCUAAAUUUAUAAUAAAGAUUAUUACGUAAA